This is a messenger RNA of Maylandia zebra (zebra mbuna), 975 nucleotides long. RefSeq names its product GLI pathogenesis-related 1a (gene glipr1a). Gene Ontology annotation, cellular component: extracellular region. Lineage: Eukaryota; Metazoa; Chordata; Actinopteri; Cichliformes; Cichlidae. The record is from RefSeq and is a predicted model, not a curated record.
ACAAACCACAACAUCACCGCUUUAGCUUGUUUCACUUUACUGAUCUGGAGCAUGGCGAGUGCAGUGGAGAGGUUGCUGUGGGCCUGCAUUAUCCUGGAUUCUGGUGUGCGCUCGAUUUCACUGCCAGAAAUCAGUGAUUUGAAGUUCAUUGAGGAAUGUGUGAAGGAGCACAACUUGGCGCGGUCAUCUGUCAGUCCCCCUGCUACCGACAUGCUGUACAUGACGUGGGAUGAGGCCUUAGCCAUUACUGCAAAAGCGUGGGCAAAGCGCUGUAUAUUUGAUCACAACAUUUACCUCAAAGAUGCUUCCCGCAUGCACCCUAUCUUUCUCUCUGUGGGAGAAAACAUAUGGACAGCCUAUCCACCAUCACAAUUUAAUACAGCAAAAGCCAUAAAGAGAUGGGUGGAUGAAGUAAAAGACUACAGCUACCAAAAGAACAGCUGCAAUAAGGUUUGUGGCCACUACACACAGGUUGUGUGGGCCAGCACCUACAAAGUUGGAUGUGCAGUACAGCUGUGCCCAGAUGGCAUCAAGCACUUCACUAAUGAAAAAGGUGUCCUCUUUGUAUGCAACUAUGCCACAGCGGGUAAUAUAAUCGGACAGCACCCAUAUGCAUCUGAGGGGGGAGCCUGCUUGAGGUGCAGUGGCACUUGUGAGAAUAAACUCUGUCGUAGUCCUGAACGUGAUUCACAGAAAAGCUACAACUGGAGCCCAGACUGGGACACCUCGGAUACCAGCAGCUAUAGCUCUGUCAGCGUUCUGAUCGCUCGGCCGGUUGCCCUCAGCUUCACUUUCAUUACAGCGUAUGUAGUCCACUACUUCUACCCUGAUGCAUUCUGCUAUGAAUAAAGCAGCUUGGCCUGAGCAACACUGAUUUCCUUUAGACAUUAAGCAAAUUAUUCUGUCCAUGUGAGGCUUAGGCCCACAAAUGUAACAUGUAUGAAAAUUAAUAAAAUUACUUUUAUCUCUGCUUAA